This is a messenger RNA of Pelobates fuscus (common spadefoot toad), 3443 nucleotides long. RefSeq names its product toll-like receptor 7. Gene Ontology annotation, molecular function: pattern recognition receptor activity; protein binding. The record is from RefSeq and is a predicted model, not a curated record. Bases 26 to 3184 code for a protein of 1052 amino acids. NCBI's taxonomy places the organism in Eukaryota, Metazoa, Chordata, Amphibia, Anura, Pelobatidae. The transcript has 2 exons. Gene Ontology annotation, cellular component: plasma membrane. Gene Ontology annotation, biological process: defense response to virus; canonical NF-kappaB signal transduction; positive regulation of interleukin-6 production.
UUUCAUCAAAAUUUUUGGCAGCAGGAUGCAUUGCAAGAUAUAUUCCCUGACUAUAUCAAGAAUAUUGUUCCUCUUUUCCAUCUUCCUGUUUUCAAAAUGUCUGACAGCCAUGUGGUUUCCUAAAAGUCUACCUUGUGAUGUGAUAAAUGAUGAAGAAAGUGCCACUGUAAUUGUGGACUGCAGUGAUCGCCGGUUGAUCAAAAUCCCACCGGAAAUUCCCUCCAAUGUCACUAAUUUGACCUUGACUAUUAAUCAUAUCCCAGAAAUUUUACCAGAAUCAUUUGCUCACCUGAAGGACUUAGUUGAACUUGAUUUUCGCUGCAACUGUGUACCUAUAAUGCUGGGACCAAAAGACAGAGUUUGUACUAAUAGAUUAUUUAUUAAGGAUGGAAGCUUUUCAUCAAUGAACAAUUUAAGAUCUCUUUAUUUGGAUGGAAACCAACUUUUAAAAAUACCAAAAGGUCUUCCAGCAAACUUAGUACUAUUGAGCCUUGAAGCCAAUACCAUAUUUUCUCUCUACAAAAAGAACUUUACUGGAAUAUCUAAUAUUGAAAUGUUAUACCUUGGACAGAAUUGUUAUUACAGAAACCCUUGCAAUGUCUCUUUCCAUAUUGAAAAGGAUGCUUUUGAAGACUUACUUAAUUUAACCAUUUUAUCAAUUAAAUCAAACAACUUAUCUUAUGUUCCUGAAGCUCUCUCAAGUACGUUAAGGGAACUGUAUCUUUAUAACAACAGAAUUGAAUACAUUCACGAAUAUGAUUUAAAAAAUAUGUACAAUUUAGAGAUUCUAGAUUUAAGUGGAAAUUGCCCGAGAUGUUAUAAUUCACCAUUUCCAUGCAUUCCAUGUGAAAAUGGAGCUCCGAUCAACAUACACCCAAAUGCUUUUGCCACUCUAAGAAACCUGAGGAUUUUACGCCUUCACAGCAACUCACUGCGCAAUGUCCCAAUUGCAUGGUUUAAAAAUACCCGGAACCUCCAAAUUCUUGACUUGUCCCAAAAUUUUCUGGCAUCUGAAAUUAGAUGUGCUGGCUUCUUGACUCUACUCCCAAAAUUAAAAGAACUUGAUUUCUCUUUCAACUUUGAACUUCAAGUAUAUUCUAAAGAUUUACAACUUUCGAAAACAUUUUCCAGUUUGUUGUCCUUGGAGACAUUAAGAAUUCGUGGUUAUGUAUUUCAGGAAUUAAAUAAAAACAAUCUAUCACCUUUGUUUAAAUUAAAAAAUCUUACAGUUUUGGAUCUAGGAACAAAUUUUAUUAAAAUAGUUGAUUUUACUUCAUUUCAAAAAAUCCCCUCUCUGCAGACAGUAGUUCUCUCCAAUAAUAAAAUAUCUCCCUCUGGUGGAUCUUCUUUAGCUUCUUGUUCAGCCUUCAGUACAUAUCCUGAGCAAUAUAAUGUCAGAGGUUUCCAUGACAUUCACUAUUUUCUUUAUGAUGAAAAUGCCCGACACUGCAAAUCCAAAGUUAAAGAGGACUCGAGAUUUCAGCUGUUUGUAAAUGAGGAUUGCAAAGCUUAUGGAAUGGCAUUAGACCUAAGUCAAAAUAACUUUUUUUUUAUAAGACCUACAGAUUUUAAUGACCUUGGAUAUCUAAAAUGCCUUAAUUUGUCAGGAAAUGCCAUUAGUCAGACUUUAAAUGGCACAGAAUUUAGUACUCUAAGAAAAUUAAAAUAUUUGGAUUUUUCAAACAAUCGUGUUGAUCUUCUCUAUCAAAAUGCUUUCCAGGAACUAACUGAACUUGAGGUAUUGGACCUUAGUUACAACAAGCAUUACUUUUUAGCAGAAGGCAUAACUCACAUGCUAAAUUUUACAGCCAAUCUUAAAAGUUUAAACAAAUUAAUAAUGAAUUGGAAUGAAAUAUCGACUUCAACAAAUAUCGAAAUGGUUAGUCAAUCACUUCAUACUCUGGAGUUCAAGGGAAAUAACUUAAAUGUUUUAUGGAGAGAAGGGGAUAAAAGGUACUUACAUUUCUUCAAAAAGUUGUCUGAACUUUCUGUACUAGACAUUUCCUACAAUUCUUUACCAUUUAUACCCAAUGGUGUUUUUGAAGGUAUGCCUCCCAAACUUACUGAGUUAAAUCUGGCAAAAAACAAUUUAAAAACGUUUGAAUGGGUAAAUCUGCACUUUUUACAAAAACUUGAAGUGUUGGACCUAAGUUACAAUUAUUUGACUACAGUGCCCCAAGAGUUAUCAAACUGCACAUGUUCAAUCAUCAGACUUAUUUUAAGUAAUAAUAAAAUCAAAACGCUAACUCCUCAUUUUCUUAGAAAUGCUUUUACCUUGAAACUUCUGGAUUUAAGUGACAACAAGAUUCAGUAUAUAGGACAGACCAGUUUUCCUGAGAAUGUUCUGGAUAAUUUAAACUUGUUAAAACUGCAAGGAAAUCCAUUUAAAUGCACCUGCGAUGCUGUAUGGUUCGUGUCUUGGAUAAAUCGCACAAAAGUGAGCAUUCCCAAUUUAGUAACUGAUGUAAUUUGCGCAGGACCUGGGGCACACAGAGGGAAGAGCCUGGUCCUUUUAGAUUUGUUUACCUGCCAACAGAAUAACUAUAAUAUUAUCCUAUAUUCUUUUUUUACAUCAUUCAUUAUUUGCCUAACGAUGAUCUGCAUUUCAAGCCACCUCUUCUUCUGGGAUUUUUGGUACAUAUAUCAAUUAUUUAAAGCUAAGGUCAAUGACUAUAAGAGACUUCCUAAAUUUUGCUAUGAUGCAUUUAUUGUCUAUGAUACUACCGAUUCUGCUGUAUCAGACUGGGUUUAUAAUGAAUUUGUGAAUGUUAUUGAAGAACAAGGUGAUAAAAAGUAUAAUUUAUGUUUAGAAGGUCGAGACUGGUUGCCAGGUCUUCCUUUUGUACAUAACCUUCAAGAAAGUGUACAGCAUAGCAGAAAAACAGUGUUUGUUCUUACCAAGAAAUAUGUUAAAAGUGGGCAUUUCAAGACAACAUUCUACAUAGCUCACCAGCGUCUUAUUGAUGAGCGAACUGAUGUUAUAAUUUUAAUAUUUCUUGAAGAAAUAUUAGAAAGGUCCCGAUAUCUCAACCUGCGGAAAAGUUUGUGUAGAAACUCUGUUUUAUAUUGGCCAUCCAACCCAAAGUCUCAAAAAUACUUUUGGCACUGCUUGAAAACAGCUUUAGCAUCAGAUAAUCAAAUGGCAUAUGAUAAACUUUUUAAAGAAAAAAGGUGGGAGCCAUAAUAAAUGUGUUUGUCAUAACCAGUGAGUAAUGCUGUGCAAUGUAUAUGAUCUAAGAAUAUAUUUAGGAGUUAAUAACCUCAUGGGUUGUGCAAUAAAUAUGUUUUCAUUCUUCACAUAUGAAUGGUGAGUGAGACCAAUCAAAUUAAUGGUUCUGGGGACCCUCUCUAAUCUCUGGGCCCUAGGCAGAUGCCUAAGGUCACCAUAUGGCUAUUCCUGCUCGCCUACCAAGAAACCUCCAGCUUUGAACAACAUGCAUAUU